CCUCGCUCUCCGCUGGGAUUUAUGGAGGUGCUGAGGAGCAGCUGUGAGCCCCGCAGCCCCCAGCAGCCCGCCCUGUGAAGCAGCCCCGGGCCGCCUCUCCUCGUCUCGCCCAGCAUCCCGACCCUCCGACUCAACCAUUCAAGGCUCCCGUGCAUGGAUCGCCCCAGCGAGGCACCGCUGCCGGACGCCGCCGACGCCGCCCCGUAGGCUCCCGGCCCCCCGUGCCGCCCCCAAGUACUCCACAUACCCCGAUGGGGUAACGUGACGGGGGUCACCCUCCCGCCACCACCACCCCCCAUAUGCAGAGGCCUUUCUAGAGCGCCCGGGAGCGCGCGGCGCCGGAGGCGGCAGCCGCUCGCCGUCGCACACACGCAGAGGACGCCAACACUACAGCAAAGGGAUUUUUUUUUUAAUUAUUAUUAUCAUUAAUAUUAUUUUUUUUUCCCCCAUCUGGCUUUUCUUUCCCCCCCSRGGGGYUUGUGGUGUGUCAAGGAAGCCGGCRCACUCCCAGGAGUUGGGAUUAUUUGCACAACGUCUGUAUAUUGAGUUCUCGAUCCUGUUUCAUUUUUAUUUUUGAAGCGCAGAGGGGUUGUUGGGUUUUUGGUUGUUUUUUUUUUUUUUUAUUUUUCCCCCCCACACCACGCUUUUCUUGGGUUUUCCCCCAUCACUGUCAGCACCACCUCACUUUCCCACUGUCCCACCAUGGCCCGGAUGAACCGCCCUGCGCCCGUGGAGGUCUGCUACAAAAACAUGAGGUUCCUCAUCACCCACAACCCCACCAAUGCCACGCUCAAYACCUUCUUGGAGGACCUGAAGAAGUACGGUGCCACCACGGUCGUGCGAGUGUGCGAAGUGACCUAUGACAAGACCCCCCUGGAGAAGGACGGCAUCACUGUCAUGGAUUGGCCAUUUGAUGAUGGAGCUCCUCCUCCCAGCAAGAUUGUGGAAGAUUGGCUCAACCUGCUGAAGACCAAGUUCUGCGAGGAYCCCGGCUGCUGCGUGGCCGUGCACUGCGUGGCCGGCCUGGGGCGCGCUCCCGUCCUUGUGGCGCUGGCCUUGAUCGAGAGUGGGAUGAAGUACGAAGAUGCCAUCCAGUUCAUCCGACAGAAGCGCAGAGGAGCCAUCAACAGCAAGCAGCUGACGUACUUGGAAAAAUACCGACCAAAGCAGAGACUCCGAUUUAAGGACCCUCAUAACCACAAGAACAAAUGCUGCAUCAUGUAACCUCAAUGACCUCUUGCCAAAAUCCGUGCACAGACCCCGGGCACUCGCACACAUCCCACCCCUUCACCUCCUCGCCCCGCCCUGCACUCCCCAUGUGCUGCCCUCUGCCAGGGCCGGGCUGGGGGCGUGGAGCAUCUCCUGUGUGUUCCAGCACUCACAGCACACUCGUCUUGCUGGACCCCCCCAAAAAAAGCUGCUGUCUCCAGCUGCAGCCCCGAGGAGGGGAGGCAGCACUGCCCUUUGACUCUUGGUGUUAGCAGGCAAUGAGCUCCUGUGGCCGUUCUUCAUCACCAUCCUCCUCCUCCCUUCCCRUUGCACUGAGAGGGGUGGGCAAAGGGUGCUUGGUUUGGGGUGCUGCAGGCAGGGCUGUGCCUGCUGAGAAGGGAUGGGGUGCAGGAGGGCCAGAGCACCCCCAGAAAAACCUCUACCCACCUCUUCCCCAUAAAUAAGGGCUGCAGCAGCGGGGAUGGAGGUGGGGCUGGCACAGUGGCCUCGAGGGGGGACAGUGGUGACAGCAGGGAGAGGUGACAGGGGCUGUUAGCUCAGUGCUGGCCCUGUGACCACAGAAAGGGCUGAGCCAAGACCCCCAGCACCGUUCCCUUGCUCCUGGCCCCUCUGUCACCCCACCACGUCCCUGCUGCCUCGAUGCCAGCCAGGAUGCUCCGAUGGGGCUCGCUGGGGACUUGCUGCAGGGGAGGCAGARAAACCUCGGGGACCACGGCAGGGCUUUGAGAUACUCAGCUUUGCUGGGAUGCUGGAUCAGCACUGGGUCCCCCCCAAAGUCUGGGGUGCUCUUAUUUAUAGCUUCCAAAYGCAGUGCCCAGGGUGGUGGGUCCUCUGCUGCCGUGUCCCCAUCCCUGAGCUGUGGCACAAACCCCAGUUCUGGCUGCAGUGCSCUGGGGACACAGUGUGCCUCUCAAGGCACAUCCAUGUCCUCCACCACUGCGUUUGCUGGCUGAGGGGCUGGGCUGCAGCUUUSCCAGGGGAUUUUGGGUGUUCCUGGCAAGAGCACAUCACCCAAUUUUGCACCUGCCUUUUCCAUGUCUGUACCGAGGCGCCUGGCACACGCCCUGCUGGGGUGAGCUCAGAGCUGCCCCUGAGCUGGGACAUUUAAACAUCUCUCAACUUUCUGCCUUUGAACGCUUGCAGCAGCUGGAGCAGUGAGCACGUAGGGGGUGUGGGGGUGGGUUUUUUUCUUUUAACAAGGAUAAAAAGAAAUUUGCUAAUUAAAGGAAAAAAAAAACUUAAAAAAUACCCUGUUUGUCUUCCGCACAUCCUCUGGCCUUUCUUUCUCCCAUCACUGYCCAGUAGAGCCCGGGAGGUGACCCACGGUCCCCCAAAGUGACCCCCAGCACUGGGUCACAGCUGGCUGCCCUCUGCUGUCACCAGGACAUAGGUGUGGCCCAGGGGAUGCUCCAGGUGGCCUUUGGGCUCACUGCUGCUCAGAGGAUCACCAGAGAUGGUGGGACAAGGAGAGCUGGUCAUCCGCCUCUUGGGGUAGAGGCUGCCCAGCUUGAGAUGCCUUCAGUGCCCUGUGUUGGUGUCUCCAAAGGUUUGUGUGCCUUCCUAAAUGUAGAUACCCAGAGACAUUCUUGUCAGGGGGUUCAUCCCUUGGGACAGGUGGUGAGGAAGGCUGGUUAGACACCCUCAGURCCUGCAGAAGGGUAGGGGACAGCUUUGUACCACCACAGGAGAUGUUUGGAGCUGUUUCCAGCACUAUUUCUGUUCCAAUAGGGCCCAACCCCACUGCAGGGCAGGAAUGGCCAUCCUUUGGGAUAAACUGGUGCUGGGACCUCUCCACUUGGAGCCCUGGAGUUGUCACACCACACACCCUGGGCCUGUCUGAGCCUCCACACUAUGGGACAGCCCUCAGUCCCUUGAGUUCCUCCUGCCCUGUCCCAGGCUGUUGGUUCCCGUGACUCAUGGAGAAGGCAGAAGUGRUCAGAGGGUCUGUGUUGGUGGGGAAUGGUGUGGAACUGGGCUGAUAAAAAGGCCUGACCCUAUAUUAGAGCACCCUGCUGGGUGGAUCACCAUCCCCUUCCUGCUUGGGUUUGUCCUCCUGCUGCUAAAAUAGGUGCUUCAUCCCCAGGGGCAGAGGAGGUGGCUCAGCAUUGUGGUGACAGCCACAGUCCCUCGUAGCCAGGAAACCUCUGAUCCCAUACCCUUCCUUGUGGGAACUGUUGCUUUAUAGGCUUGGAGAUGUUUCUGUCCUGGUGAGAUGAGUUUUCCUCAGCCAUGUUCACGGCGGCAUCACCUGGAACACUGCCCAGGAUGGUCCUGGGAUUCACCCACGACUCCUCUGAGCUGGAGUCAGGCUGGGGACUGAAGGGUUUGAAUUCAGCCUCCUUUGGCCACUCCUGAGUGAGAGUUCACUCAGCMCUCAGCUUGGAGAGCUGGUCUGGGGAGAGCAUGAGGGGGACAGGCUUUGCUUUAUGUAGCAUCAACCCAACCACCUUAACAAUAGGGAGCUUCUGGUGUAAAAGCAGUCCUUGAGCUGGCCAUGUGGCCAGAUCCUCUGGCUGGCAGAGUGGCAUCUUGAUCCUCCUCAGUUUGAGUCACUGCAAAAAAAAAAAAACCAAA
Messenger RNA from Malurus melanocephalus (red-backed fairy wren), 3804 nucleotides. RefSeq names its product protein tyrosine phosphatase 4A3 (gene PTP4A3). Gene Ontology annotation, molecular function: protein tyrosine/serine/threonine phosphatase activity. The transcript is spliced from 5 exons. Gene Ontology annotation, biological process: protein dephosphorylation; endothelial cell migration. The coding region runs from base 703 to 1224 and encodes 173 amino acids. The record is from RefSeq and is a predicted model, not a curated record. Gene Ontology annotation, cellular component: nucleus. NCBI's taxonomy places the organism in Eukaryota, Metazoa, Chordata, Aves, Passeriformes, Maluridae.